Messenger RNA from Phodopus roborovskii (desert hamster), 747 nucleotides. RefSeq names its product eukaryotic translation initiation factor 5A2 (gene Eif5a2). NCBI's taxonomy places the organism in Eukaryota, Metazoa, Chordata, Mammalia, Rodentia, Cricetidae. Bases 165 to 626 code for a protein of 153 amino acids. The record is from RefSeq and is a predicted model, not a curated record. The transcript has 5 exons. Gene Ontology annotation, molecular function: ribosome binding; RNA binding; translation elongation factor activity. Gene Ontology annotation, biological process: positive regulation of translational elongation; positive regulation of translational termination.
GAGGCGGGGAACCGGGUGUGGGAAGCGUGGCGGCCCCGCCCCGUCUCCUGGACCAGCCGCGGCCGCCAGCGCCGCCGCAGCCGCAGGGACCGGCGGACGCAACAGAGGCGUGCGGUGCGGACCCAAAGUUGCUUCAGAAAAACCACACAUCUCCCCAGCCCACCAUGGCAGAUGAAAUUGAUUUCACCACGGGAGAUGCAGGGGCUUCCAGCACUUAUCCUAUGCAGUGCUCAGCCCUGCGCAAAAACGGCUUUGUGGUGCUCAAAGGACGACCAUGCAAAAUCGUGGAGAUGUCAACUUCCAAGACUGGGAAGCAUGGUCAUGCCAAGGUACACCUUGUUGGAAUUGAUAUUUUCACUGGCAAAAAAUAUGAAGAUAUUUGUCCUUCUACUCACAACAUGGAUGUCCCAAAUAUUAAGAGAAAUGAUUAUCAACUCAUAUGCAUUCAGGAUGGCUACCUUUCCCUGCUAACAGAGACUGGGGAAGUCCGAGAGGAUCUUAAGCUGCCAGAAGGUGAACUGGGCAAAGAAAUAGAAGGAAAAUACAAUGCAGGUGAAGAUGUACAGGUAUCUGUCAUGUGUGCCAUGAGUGAAGAAUAUGCUGUGGCCAUAAAGCCCUGCAAAUAGACAGGACCAUCAGGACCAUCCACACAAGCAGACCCAUUAGGUCUGGAUCUAGUGUCCCAAAGCUAUGGCCUUCAUAAGCAACCUCAUGCUUUAUUUUUGUUAUGUUUCUAUUGUUUUGAAA